Molecule: messenger RNA, 470 nt
Organism: Cylicostephanus goldi
Lineage: Eukaryota; Metazoa; Nematoda; Chromadorea; Rhabditida; Strongylidae
Source: the annotation of a GenBank genome assembly
AUGGCGACCGAGUUGAUGAUGAGAAACCUGGAAAACCCUCAAGCAUUCGAGUUUUUUGAAGCACAUCCAUUAUUUGUUUGGACUCACUUGGCAAUAGUAACCAAUGAAGGUUCGAGCGUUAUUCCUCAUCUGGAUCACAUCAGGUACGCCUAUGACUAUGAAAUAGAAGACUGCAGACCAUUUCUGUAUGGCGGCUGUUUGGCGAAUGAAAAUAAUUUCCUAACUGAUGCAGAAUGUCAAUCAAUAUGUUUCAAACAAAACAAGUCUACAACGACCAUGACACCAGGCAAGCAAGAUGAAGUGACGCCUCAUUUAACAACUAUUACGAUCAUAACCACAGAGGAGGCACCAACAACAACGGUUGAAAUCAGUCCUACGACAACUAUCUCCGGAGGUAUGUAUGAAGACAAAAACCAAAUUAUUGGAAUGGAACUAGCAGUAAAAGAUUCAAAUAUCAGAAAGUUCUGAGC